Caretta caretta (loggerhead turtle) is the source of this 9474-nucleotide messenger RNA. RefSeq lists its product as uncharacterized. Gene Ontology annotation, cellular component: nucleus. Lineage: Eukaryota; Metazoa; Chordata; Testudines; Cheloniidae. The record is from RefSeq and is a predicted model, not a curated record.
GGCGCCCGAGGGGGAGGCGGUGGGGCGCAAAGGCCCCGCCGGGGAAGGGCGCAGCGAUGCGGCUGCUGGCCCAGGAACCCAACGAGCCCCCGGGGCCCGGGGCCGGCCCCCGCCCCGCUCCGCUGCGCAGGGGGCCGAGCCGGGCGCCAUCCCCAGCGCGGGGGCAGGGCCCCGCCGGGACCCCGCAGCCAGGCCGGGGCGCGGCCCCGCGUGUCGCAGGAUACGUGGCACCCGCCCGCUUCCUGCCGCGCUGGGCCCGGGGCGGCCGCCGGCUCCGGCUUCCGGCAUGCGAGCGCCGCAGGCAGGGGCAACAUGACCACAGCCAAGCCAAAAAGACUCAAGUUUUCCGAAGAAGAGAAGUUCCUCAUCCUUGAAGAAUUCAGCCUGCGCAAGGACAUCCUGAUCCCCAAGAGCGGGCGCUACAAGAACACGAUGGACCGUCAGCGAGCGUGGGAAGAGAUCACUGCCGCUGUCAACUCCCUCAGCCCGCUUGUGCGGCGCACGCCUGACGAGAUCCGCAAGAAGUGGCAUAACAUGGUCAUUGACGCCCGCAAGGAGCUGACCACGGUGAAACACCCUUUGCUGAGGCAGCGGCCCCAGGAGAGGCUCUUCCACAACAUCUUUGCUCUCUUCAAUAAGACAGGGCCGGAGGUGACAGAACCAUUGCUUCUGGGCCCUGGUUUCGGAACGAAGCCGUCCAGCAGCCCGGCUGGAACCGCAGUGCCUCUCUGCGCAGCGGAGGGGAUGCGGGAGUCUUCGUCAGACUUAUUCCUCCACAGCCAGAAUGAUGGACUUCGGCUGAGCCAGGGGAACAAACUGCUCUGCAAAACGGAGGUCCUUUCGGACACAGACAAAGAAAUGGCACCAAGGACUGGCUGUCCUGGAAAGAGUUUCAUCCAUGCUCCAGGGGACCCGCAGCCCAGCGAUUUGUGCUUGGGUGGAGCUCAAGAGAGUGUGGAAAAGAGACUGUUGGGCCCCAGUAAGGAUCCACCGCUGAUAUGUGCGCCCGUAGCUGAGACACAUCCUGUGCCAGUUCACAGGACUACCUCGCCACCGAGCCAUGGAGCUGAGGUGCUUGCUCCCGGCAGGACUCCGGUGCCUCUCAACUGCUCCCCAGACUUUGCACUGGCCUAUAAGAUCAAGUGCCCUUUGAGCCCUAUAUUCGAAUGGCCUUGCCUAGGGAUCAUCUCAAGCCCAGUCACACAAAGCAGCAGGACUGACAGCCCCAGCUCCGAAGGCAUCCACACAGCAAUGGAUGAUAAUGCAAGCACCUCUGUGACCGAAGAUUCGCUGCCCAGCCAGAGGGGUUGUGUCGGGCCAGCCAAGGAGCUUCGGGAGACGCACAGCCGGCUGCACACCGAGAUCCUGGAGCUGCAGAAAGAGACCUUGCAGCUGCAGAAGGAAAAGAUCCUGCUGGAGAAAGAGAAACUCUUACUGGAAAUUGUCAAACUGCGGCGAGAGCUGGACACGUGACCAUCUGCCGGGGAAUGAUCCUGCCCCUCCACAGUCCGGGGAGCUCAGAGCCCAGUUCAGACCCGCUCGGCUCCAAGUACCCUGUUCUCUGGAACUUCAUGUGCUUAAGUGAAAAAAGAAUUGCUUGCUCCUCCGAAUGAGCAGGAGAGAACUGAGCUGGUGCUGACCCUCACAGACGUGAAUGGCAGGGACUCUGUUUCCUGUGCAGAAAAGACCAGAGAAAUCACUCCACCGAUGCUCUUAACCUGCAGUGAGAGCCACACCCAGACAUCGGGGGGCACCUGUUGUGGCUUUGGUGGCAGAGCGUAAAACUCGCAUAGGUUUGGGAGAGCCACAGCACCAAGGAAAUAACUCUGCGUGGGCCUGCACGGGGCCCCGCCCUCAGCAGGGCGCCAGAGCAGUCCACGGGCCAGGGAAGAGGGGUCGUAUCUGUGUAUGGAACAGCAGCACAGUGCUUCACCCCGGGCUUCACCUGCUGUAUCGCGCAUUGCAGAGAAGACUGGACAUGUAGCCAUGCCAUUGCUUCCUGCCUCUGCAGGGCCUUCCCCCUUUAGCCACGAGCAGGGAAUUUAAACCAGUAUCUUCUUUUUUCCAUGGUGAUAUAAACUUACUAAGUAGAGAACCAGCUUAGCAGCCCACUCCCUUUGCAAGCCAGGAUCCAGCCCUGUAUUACAGUGUAGGGAGCUACGGGGCAAAGCCUAAGGGUCUUUCUCAGGGCCAACUCCUGGAGAAGAGAGCGGGAGUUUUACCUGAGUAAGAACUUAGGGUUUGGCCUUUAAUGAUUAAGUAUUAAGUUAAAAUAAACAAGUGAGCACAACCAGACUCAUUCCCUGCUGGCACUGCCUGGUUUUCUGCUCUCUUCUUAUUGCCAGAGGCAACAAGAACCUGAGCGCACCCAGGGGUCUGCUUGCUUUGACCUACCCUUAUGAGGAUUGUCUGUCUCAUGUCUAAGAUGGAUAGUCUGAGUUUCUCCCAAAUACCUUAGGGGGCACACCUACUCCUAGCCACUUCCUCAUCCUGUCCAGCUGGGCCACAGUUCAGGAAUGGCCUUGUUUAUGACUUUCUUAGUGUUCAUUUUAGUGCUUGGGAAAGUGCCUUGCUAUUGACACUAGCUAGAGCUGGACAUGACCCCAGCAGAUACUACAAACUUCCCACACAACUCUGCCAAAGAAUCUCCAGUGUGACUUGGAUCAGCCUUGCCAAUGACAGUCCCGGUCCAUCACUUCUGCUCGUCCCAAGGCAUGUGGUGGUUUUGGGAUGCAAGCAAAAGCCCCCAGAGAACUAGGUCAGAGGGAUUAGAUUGAUCAGAGAUGACCUCUUUUCAGCUGGGAACAGAGGCAUCCAGAAGUGAAAGGUCAUUGCACUAGUCUACUGCAAGCAUCAUCUUCCUGCAUUACCAUCUUAUCUCCAGCGCUCUCUUUGGUGGGGAUCCUUGCAUGGGGAGGAAGCGAGUCUCCUGGGGAAUUCCUCCCUCCCAUGAUACAGAACCAUUCCCAGAGGCCCACCUGCUGACGUAUUCCGAGGGCUGCCUGAGUCGAGACCUCAGGAUUUGUCUGGAGGAGCAGCUCCACCCUGGGAGAGGACAUCGGGAGUGAGCAUUGUGGUGGUUGGAUGAGGCCAGAGCGGCGUUGAUGGGGGUUGCUCUGAUGCAGCUCUUGCCCAAGGGAAUGGUGGGGAGAGUGUUUUAAAUGCUGGGGCUGGAUAAGGUUCCAUCUCGUUUGGUUGCAUUCCGCUCCCUGGACAUUUGGAAGCCCGACGACUCCGGUAGCAUUUGAGGUUUUUAGCGAGCUCAGCUGGUGCUGUGACGAGCAGCUGUACCAGGAACUGGCACGGGGGCCGAGCCAAAUAAACCUGAUCUCUUCAGAAAGAAAACCCCUGUGAGAUGUCUAGUGUGGGGUAGGUCAGGUUACUGCACGUCACCAUGUGAAACAAAAUAGGACAUUCAAAAGCUAAUGUGGGAUCUGGGAGCCAGAAUGUGGUGACACCUCUCAGAUUGCAGCACAGUAGCUUGUGGGGACCAGCAUAACAAGCGUACAGACUGGCUGUCUCUCUUGAGGGACCAUGGGUGUCCAUAGGGAACGUAAUACAUUUGAAAAGUAACCUAAUGCUUCAGGUGGUGUUCAGAUUGGCAUCUUCUGCUCACAGGAAAUAACCCAGUUUGCAUGGGUAGCUGCCACUUGAUUUCACUUCCCUUUGUCUUACCCGGGAAUCCCAAUGAUUGCAGUGACAAGCAAAACAGUAUCCAUGCUUAUUCCCCUGCCAGUGACUCCAACUCUUACCUGCCAGCCCUGCCAAAUUAACCUUGAUCCUGCAGCUAAGCUGGGCUCUUUCCUUUGUAUGCAUUGUCACUAGUGACCCUGGCCCCGGCAUACAACUGAGGCUGCAUGGCUCAGGGUUACAUUUGGCAGCUUGAAAUACUGUGGUGGUUGAACUAAGUAAGUUUGAAACUUAGCUACUUCUCACAUAGCACAAGUGAGGGCUAGGCAUUUCCUAGCACUUAGAACAGGAAGCUGGAAGUUAGGACCCUGAUGGGUGCUCUCUACGAGGAGAGGCUGAGGGAACUGUGGUUAUUUAGUCUGCAGAAGAGAAGAGUGAGGGGGGAUUUGAUAGCAGCCUUCCACUACCUGAAGGGGGCUCCCAAAGAGGAUGGAGCUCGGCUGUUCUCAGUGGUGGCAGAUGACAGAACAGGGAGAAAUGGUCUCAAGUUGCAGUGGGGGAGGUCUAGGUUGGAUAUUAGGAAACACUGUUUCACUAGGAGGGUGGUGAAGCACUGGAAUGGGUUACCUAGGGAGAUGGUGGAAUCUCCAUCCUUAGAGGUUUUUAAGGCUCGACUUGAUAAAGCCCUGGCUGGGAUGAUUUACUUGGGGACUGGCCCUGCUUUGAGCUGGGGGUUGGACUAGAUACCUCCUGAGGUCCCUUCCAACCCUGAUCUUCCCUGAUUCUCUGAGCUCUAACACUGGAACCUUGAGCAAGCCAGCUAACCUCAGCAUUUCAAUUUCCUCACUGAGGAUAAUAGUUACUUACUAAAGUCAGGAUUUGAAAUCAUACUUCACGGUCAAGAUUCACAGACGUAUUAUUUUCAUAAGUUAGACUGGCACUGAGGAUCUCCUCCAGGGUUAGCAUCCCCAAGCAAAAGACCAACCGCAGAAAGCAAAUUCAUUUUGCAAUACUCUAAAGUUUUUUUAGUUUCAUGUAGUAUAGUUGCGGAAAGUAGGGGUGACAGAGCAUCUAUCUCCUUUGCCCUGCAGAGGGCACUAGAUGUCACUCCUGCUGGUUUUGAAGGCAUCAUUUGAUGGCAAAACAGCCCUACUGGGAGGGAGCAGAAGCAGAGCAGCGGUUCUCCACGGAUAUUGAUGCAUGGUUUAUGAAGCCAUCCUUUUGGCACCAGGGACAGGCUCCAUCUGUCUGCUAUAAUUUCCAUGCACAAAUGGACAACACCCGUUCCCCCUGAGGCACUGUCGUCUUGUAGAGGCCCAGCUGGUCAGGGACUUCAUAGGCACCGUAGACCUUUCACGCCUGCUUCAGUUCACACAACCAUCAGACCCUCUCCGCCCCAUCCAUUACAUGCCUGGAGUCCCACUUUUAUUUCCACUAAACAUGCUUAAAGCAGCGGCUGUGGAAGCCUUUUUGUGCAGGUUAAUGAAAUGGAUCCCACGUCACUUCCCACCUUUGCCCUUGUCGCCAUGGCUGUGGCCCACUCAGCUGCCCGCGUUGCAUGUUUGCUUCUGGGAGGAUAGAGCUCUGUGAGCAGCAGAGCAUGGAGUCCAGGGUUAAGCACUCGGUGUGGCCCUCUGCACUGAGCAGGAGGGAUUCUCAAGCACCCUGCUCCUCUUGCAGUGUGUAAGGUACUACGGGAUGAUGGGGAGAGAAGGGGACAUGUGCAGAUCAGUGCACUGAAGUACACAUUUCCUGUCAGGCUAAUGUGCUUAGCUAUCUGCUCUCUCAUAGGCCUUACUCUGAGUUCUUAGCAGGAAUGUCUGCAUAAGCAGUACUCCCAUGAAUCCUCCUGCACUCCCCAGGCAUGACUUAGGCAAUGCAGGCUGCCAUGGGUGUUCUUUAGAGUCUGAUAAGAACCAGCUGGGCAUAGUUAAGGGUCCGGGGGGGGAGCCUGCAAGUGCCCACCAAACAGCUGUGCUCCCUGCCUGAUCAAACCCUGCCGACUCUGUUAGUUUCCUCUCUUUGAUGGGCCCUGUGGGUACAUAAUGUGAGCUGCCUGUUUGGGAAGACAGGACUAUCUGGGGAGAGGGUUAGAUUGGCUGCUGUUGGGGGUGAAUGCCUCUCCAAGUUCUUAGCACUUGCUCAAAGCUCCAUAGGCCAAGGAGCUGGGGGGUCAUGGCCUGACCACUUUUAAGCAGCAAUCCCAUACUAAUGUGUACGGCUGCUGCCUGAGCAGUCUGGCGCAUACAGCCGGAGGGGCAGCCAGGCCAAAUUUCAGAGUGUGGUGAUGUGAUCUGGCGCAUGAGAUCACAUCACCAAGCAAAGUUGGCCUGGCCACUCCUCUAUGCAGAAAAGUGGCUGGGCCAAAUGGUGCUGUGACCUAGCACCCAGGAUUCUCUUUCUGUAUGGCAGAGUGCAGGGGAGCCUGGUGAGAACUCAUCUCUUGGUAGCACCAGCUCAUGUCCUGUGUGGGUAGGAGAGAGGGAGGUUCCCAGGCCAAGGAAGACCCAGGACCCCUGGGGGGAGCAGGGAAUGAGUAAGGACAGGAAUGGGGUGCCUGCUGUCUGGGGAGAAAGGGACUGGAGUUUGCUUCCCCCUCCCCUGAAAUACCUGAAUUGGCACUACUGGUUCAGAAUCAGGAUCUGACCAUCCCCGGAGUUCAGAUCAGCCCACAGAACACAGAGGGCUCAGCCAGAACCUUUGGAUCCCGAUUUGUUUUCUUACAAAUUUUCAGGGCUUUUGGCUCAGAUCCGCAUUGAAUCAUCUCUGUGCUGAGCGAGGAGCAAUGGCCCCUGUAUCACACCUCUUCCCAGCUGCGCAAAGCACUCCUUGCGUAUUCCACCAGAGCAUCAUGAAAAACACUCCAGCUCUUUGCAGGCAGCGAUCAACAUUUGUGUGAACAGCCCUCAGAGCUGAGACAUAUUGUCCACUCACCAAACAGCUGGUACCAGUCAAAUUACUAAGCCAGCCCAGAACUGCGGGAGGUAAAUGAGCAUUCAAAGCCUCUGGCCUAGUUAAUUCACAGCCUAACCCUGGCACUGGUUAUUCAUACCAAAGAAAUGCUUUCGACUUCCUUUGAGGAUAAACAGAAUGCGUGAAUCAGACAGGAGGGAGAGAUAGUCUCAUGUACAAGUUCUCUUUCUAAGCUAUAUUACCUUUGACAAGUGAUUGAUAGAAACCAUCCUGCUGGAUUUCUACGUCCGCUUUUUCAAAGCGGAAAUUACUCACUUGGUUUUAGGUAGUUGUUACAAGACAGGAUGACCCGCACAGCCUGCUUUGUACCCUCUCUUUUAGCCAGCCUGUGAUAGUGGAGGGGAACAAUCAAUGUACACUACAAGGUGUGGGUGUGUAAAGCGGGUGUGCUAACAUCAUCCUGGGUGUAAUUUGGGGGUGAGGGUGUCAAUGGCAUUUAGCCCAGUGGGGUUUUGCCAAGGAGAAGCAUUUAGGAAAAAUGAACGGAUCUUAGAAGGAAUUAUGGCAGCUUCAGGGAGCAGCUGUCAGUAGCACAAGGCAAUGGUGAGAAAGCACCCUUCUUAGCAAUUGCACUGAAGGCACUAAGGAGACUUACCAGCUCAGAGGGGGAGAAAGGCAGCCACCAGUGGAAAAUGGCUCCAGUAGGGCUGCAGAUGCUUGGCUCCGCCCUAUUUAAAGGGCCAGCCCUUGAAAGGCCUGCUGGGAAAAGGGGGCAACCCGAGAGUGGGGAGAGUAAGUAGGGGACAAGCUGCCGCAAAGGGAGGGGCUCGAGGUUGCUACAGCAGAGCUUGUACAUCCUGGCAGUGAUGGUGCUGGGUCACAAGCACUUCCCAGCCAAACAUCAACGGCUUGAACCUUGAGUGGGAGAAGAAGGAUUUUCUGGCUUGGAGGAGCCAGCUGCAGGGACCCCGGCAGACCCUGGACACAGGCUGCAGCAAGUGCAGCAUGGGAGCUAGGCACGUUAUGUGGGCGUCUCUUUAAGGCCUGAUUCUGCACGGGCCUAAUCCCCUCCCGUUAAGCCAAUGGGAGCUGAGUGCCCUUGGUGAACAGGCUGGGCCCGCUCCUGCUAGCCCCAGCCAGGGAGUCUCAGGCUCCUCAUACACGUCAGACUGAGAAGCCUUGCUCCAGCCUGCUGCAGGGCUGUUUGCUUUUCCAGCCUGUGGCGUUCACGGCUCUGCUCCUCAAACAGGGUCAUUCGCUGAGACCGGGGCAGCCCCGGGCAGGGAACAAGCUGCCAUUUGUAAAUGCUCGUGAGGUGCUGGGAUAAGUCCGGCUUGAGUGUCUCUAAAUCCCCCCCUUAAAGGCCCUGUAGCCCUUCUCAGCCUGCCACCUGGGAGGGGUCCAUGCCGUAUCUAAUGCCCUCCCCCCGGGUCUAGAGCAGAGCCAAAGCAUUGGGGCGCGAUCAUUUCGCAGCCACACAGUCCGUGUGCUGGUUGCUGAGCACUGUUACUCUCUAGGGUGCUUCCCCUCUGCUGGCUGCAGAAAGCCCUGGGGAUGAGUUGGUCCUUUGGGGUGCAGUCACUGUCACAGCUCCUAGCUCCCUGGUGGGCCCAGGCUCCCCCUGCAUUGCCUGGAGUGAGUUAAGUGCCUAAAGAAGGGAUUCUCAGAAGCCAGCGAAGCGAGGGUAUGUCUGCACGGCCAUGGGAGGUGUGACUGCAGCAGGCAUAGGCCUCCCCAAGCCAGCCUGCCCUGACCUAGCUUGAGUCACCCCAGCAGCGCAGCACGGCCUCACCACUCGCGUCUGGUCGGGGUCCUGGGCGGGGUUGGUCGCGGAAGGUGCUGCCAGCCCACGUGGCUAAUGUUACUUGAGCUAGCUGUGAUGGAGCUGGAUCCGAGCGAGCUCGGGUAUGUCUGCAGGGGCUGCUCUCACACACCCGUCACAGUGUCGACAUAUCCCAAGGGGGAGCCACCUACGCUGGGCAGUCGGACAUGCUGCAGUGAGGGGCAGGGCUUAAACCCAGCUCUUCCAAGGUACUUAGGUGCCUGACUGAUGGGCUAGAAGGAGGCACCUCUCUCUGCUUCCGAUGAAGUGAGCAGUAGCUCACGAAAGCUUAUGCUCAAAUAAAUUGGUUAGUCUCUAAGGUGCCACAAGUACUCCUUUUCUUUUUGCGAAUACAGACUAACACGGCUGCUACUCUGAAAUCUCUCUGCUUGUGUUUCUCAGCUGCGUACCCUCUCCUGGAGGGAGGCGCCUAAGCCAGGGGGAUGUAGUCUCAGGGAAAAUAGGAACCACAUACACCCGCCCCAUUAUAGCCAAUGCAGCUGGGAUUCAAACCACUGCUCUGCCUGAUUUGGAGCAGGGAGUUGAAGCCAUGACCCUAAGCAGCAGGCAAUUGGCUACUCUCUCAAGCUCUUCUGUUGGAGCUGGACUUUGCAUAACUAGCUACAGCUGUAUUGAGCCAGAGGCUACGGCAGUCCCCUGGAACAUAAGAGAAGCAGGCUCAAGCCCUGCUCCAGAGCGCACAGAGUGGAGAUUCACACCUGGAGCAGUGCUGACCACCCCAGCAAGAGCCCUAACCCUUACAGGCAACACCCACCCCUUUGCGCUAUCUUCCCAGCCUGCUUGUUCUUGGCUGUCUUGGGGCAGUUAGGCAUGCUCUGAGGGACCAUCAUGUAUGAUACGGCUUUGCAAAGCCAAGCACAAUGGGGGUGCUGAGCUCGUUGGGGCUUUACAUGCUAUUGCAGUACCAGUGGCAGCUACGGAGCUGGAGCAAAUGAUCGGACAGGCAGCUGCUUCUAUCUCCAAGUUCUGUGAUUCUGGGGAAACUGAGGCGCAGAAGGGUGAGAGCCAACAUUUUCAAACUUGAAUACACACCCCUAGGCAUAAAAAUUCACGUAGAGCAAGGGUCUGAUUUUUGCAUGUGGAUGUAA